GCGCGGGCCGGAGUCGAGCCUGGUGGGCGGCGGGAGGCGCAGCCGACCCGGCCGGCGACAGCGGUGGCUUCUGCUUCGCCGAGCCGGGACGCCGCCAUCGGCCGCUGGGCUGCACCUUCAUAGGCUGCUGCUCCCCGGGGAUCCGUGCCCCGGCGCCCGCCGGGGCUUGGUCGCUCGCCGCCGCGGGCGGAGCCUGCGGACCUGCCCUCGCACCCCGCGCGCCCAGCUCGGCUCAGCCUGGCCGCGGGAGCCCUAGCGCAGCAUCCUCCGACCGCUCAUGCUGCGGCUGGUGGCGAGCGGCGAGCCUGCCCCUCAGUGACCUCAGCCUGGUCCCCGCGCGUCGCCCGAGGCGCUCCCCCACGAUGGCUGAGCCUGGGGCCCCGUGUCCCGCUUUGGCUCGGCUGGGACCGCGCCGCGCCCGGUGCCCCCGGUACCCCCGCUGAUCCGCUCCAGGCCGGGGAUCGCAGGGCCCGGGAGCCCCCAACUGUCGCCUCCCCGCCGCACCCUUCCCCUCCGCCCUCUCCGCUGCUGUUCCCCCGGGCUAGGGGCUAGGGGGACCUAGACAAAGCCCCACUUUGUGCGGGAGGCGGGCGUGGAAUGUGCGCGGCGGCGCGCGCCCCCUCCCCGCCCCGCCAGCUGCAAGUCUUGGCUCCCAGAAGGGUCGCGACGGAGAAGUCGCCCCCGGCGCCGCUCUCUCCCCUCGCAUCCCCGGUCCCCGGGGUCCAGACUGGGAGCUCACGCGGGCCCCCUUCGCUCGCGCCAGUGUGAGUGUGCAAGGAUUCCGUAGAGGAAUUUGUUCUCUCCAAAACUGGGAGUGAGUGGGCACCGGUGCCUUGGGCCUCUUUUCCAGCGUUGCCCCAGGAGCUGUCUGGCCUCAGUCUCCCUACCCCCGGGCCCCUACUUUUCUCCUCUCUGCCAUCCUAGAUCGCUGCGGGUCAUUGUUCUCGCUGCCAAAUGGGGGUGCUUUGUACAGGCUGCCAAGUUGGGGUAUGUUCUCUUCAUCCCGUUUUUCAAACAAAACAGGGCUACUAAGGCGGACCCUGGGCAACCCACCUGGCCAUCACUCCAGGUUGAUGCGCUGAUUCUUUCUUACCAAAUAGUAUUUUAUUGUACAGGAGCCACGCCCUGGUUUCUUAAAGGCGCCCGGCACUGUUUGGCCAUGUGUUAUCUCUAUAGCGGGUGUGUGGGAGGCCUUCUGUAAGGCACUAAUUUUUCCCGCCUCCUGACAUAUCCUCCCACCCCCGUCGAGGAUUUAGGGAUGCCCGGGGGAAAGAAAGUGGUCCCAAGUGGCAGCAGCGGUGCCUCACCGAGCGCAGCCGCCACCACCGCCGCUGCUGCUGCUGCUGCUGUCGCCGCCGCCCACUCUGGCAUUAAACGUUUGGAGACCAGCGAAGGGGCCUCAGCACAACAGAGAGAUGAGGAUCCAGAGGAUGAAGGGGAAGAGGAUCUACGAGAUGGAGGUGUCCCCUUCUUCAUCAACCGAGGUGGACUGCCAGUGGACGAGGCCACCUGGGAAAGGAUGUGGAAGCAUGUGGCCAAGAUCCACCCGGAUGGAGAGAAGGUGGCCCUGCGGAUCCGUGGGGCCACGGACCUGCCCAAGAUUCCCAUACCAAGUGUGCCUACUUUCCAGCCGACGACGCCCGUCCCUGAGCGCCUGGAAGCCGUGCAGCGCUACAUCAGGGAGCUGCAGUACAAUCACACAGGGACACAGUUCUUUGAAAUUAAGAAGAGCAGACCUCUGACAGGGCUGAUGGACCUGGCCAAGGAAAUGACCAAAGAGGCUCUGCCAAUCAAAUGCCUGGAAGCUGUGAUCCUGGGAAUUUACCUCACCAACAGCAUGCCCACCCUGGAACGCUUCCCCAUCAGCUUCAAGACCUAUUUCUCAGGGAACUACUUCCGCCACAUUGUGCUGGGGGUGAACUUUGGGGGCCGCUACGGAGCCCUGGGCAUGAGCCGGAGGGAGGACCUGAUGUAUAAACCUCCAGCCUUCCGCACCCUCAGCGAGCUUGUGCUGGACUACGAGGCGGCCUACGGGCGCUGCUGGCAUGUGCUGAAGAAGGUGAAGCUGGGCCAGUGUGUGUCCCACGACCCCCACAGUGUGGAGCAGAUUGAGUGGAAGCACUCAGUGCUGGACGUGGAGAGGCUGGGCCGGGAAGACUUCCGCAAGGAGCUGGAGCGUCAUGCCCGAGACAUGCGUCUCAAGAUUGGCAAGGGGACAGGCCCUCCCUCCCCCACCAAGGACCGGAAGAAGGAUGUUUCCUCCCCACAGAGGGCCCAGUCCAGCCCCCACCGCAGGAACAGCCGCAGCGAGAGACGGCCUUCAGGAGAGAAGAAGCCUGCAGAGCCCAAAGCCAUGCCAGACCUCAAUGGGUACCAGAUCCGGGUGUGAGGCAGAUGCCAGCACCCCCAGGCCUCCUCUGCUUCUGGAGGCCCUGACCCACAUGAACGAAAGAAUCUACUUGGUUCAGACAGGGGCUGGGAGCUGGGAGGCAGGAAGGAUGCCUUGCGGGUCAGUCCCAAGUGACUUCCCCUCCCAACAGAGCCAAGCCCCUAACUGGGCCAAGAAGCAGUUAUAUUUUAUUUGGCAUUUUAGCCCCACAACUGAAGGUGAAGGUGUUUGGAGGGAAAGACACGUGGAUCUGCUGGUAGCUGAGAAGGCUUGUUCUCUCUGAGCACUGUGUGGCUUGGGGCGGAGGGGGGGGGGCGCUUGCUGGUUCUGUGGGCUCCUUCUUCCAGCAGUGAUCGGGGUUGGGUGGGCCUCGCCAUCCUGUGCGGUGAGGGUGGGGUGGGGUAGGGAUGGAGAAUCAUGAUCCAGGGAAAGGGAACAGGGUAGAGGUCCCCCUGAGAAAGCUCCACUUAUUCCUCAAAUCAGGAACUUGGCAGAGGCCAUAUCUGCCUAAGGUGGAAGCCUGUGGCACAGGAGAGCCCUUAGGUCAGGUCAGUGUGACUCUUUACACAGCACUGUGUCCCCCCCCCCAAUACAUGCACAUACAUAUUGUCACCAUAGCCAGCGUGGGAUUAGGCUAUAGGCGAACGGGGAGAGGCCCGUUGCAGGGGAGAGUUCCUGGGCCCCAACCCAUAUGCUGGUUCAGUCUGGUCUUGACUACUGCUGCAUCCCAGGGACUUCGUGCAGAAGGGCUGGACUUUGUAGAGUCCAGAAUUGCACUGGGGACACCAUGACCUUGAGAAACUGGCUGGGCUUUGGGUAGUUGCGUAGGGCCCUCUCGUUGUGUGAGUGGGUUCUUCUCCCCGACUUCUCAGAGUCUCAGCCCUUGCUGGGGAAACAAGGCCAGACCAGGAUGCCUAUAUUCCAGCCCUGCCUUGCCUGCCUUAGCUGCCCAUUUAGGCUUGGGGUGGCAGCCAACUUUAGCAGUUCCUUGGGGCACUGGCAGGGAGGAGGCUGGGCAGGAGGAGCCGUCCAUCUCCCAGCCCUCAGGCAAGAGAUCCCUGAUCUGGAAAGUGUGGCUGUGGAAAGGGGCUGUCAGGGCUGGGGGAGGAGAGACAGCCCCGGAGUUGGGAGCGUGUAAGUGCGACGUGUGGGGGGCAGUUCGGGAUGGGGCUGUGCGGGGGCUGAGUCCCCUUGCAGCAUGGACAGUACCGAUCGGUCAGGUUGCUGGUGGCUGUAAGUGAUGGGAUAUAGGAUGAGGUGACCGUGAAGGGGGUGCUUUCCUGAGAGGCAGAGGCAGCCUUGGCAGGUGCCAUAUGUCGCCAGAGGGUUGAGGGCUUGGAAAAGAGCAAGGGAAGUAGGAACUCAGAUGCCCACAGGGCCAACAGAUAACGAGGAAGAGUGCUGGGUGGGGACUGUGUCCGGGGAAGACCAUGUCCCAUUAAAGUGGGCUGCUACAUUCUACCGUUCCCACAGUGCAGACCCUAAGAGGUAGUUUGGGGGUGGGGGCGGGGUGGGGGGCUUGUUUUGCUUUUUGUUUGUUUGUUUGUUUUGCUUUUUAAGCCAGGACUCUGAAUUAGAACAUGAAUUGUAAUUUUUAAAAGUUUAACCAUCAGUUCAAGAAAUUGUCGCUGUAGGUGAGAGAGAGGACCAGCCUGCAGCCUCUGGGGUGGAGAGCUUGGGCCGGUUGUGGGGAGACUCCUGGGGUGCUGUGGGUGGAAAUGUGACGGUUUUCAGGUUCCCGGAAGCAGAAAGGGCCCACUUCCUGUGUCAUCCCCCUUACCCCGUCCUACAGAGACCAUGUGUGUACUUGCUGGUCACCAGAGGGGGUACAGUGGGAUAGAAUGGAAGAGCUCUUGCCUGCCCGGAAAUGGACAGUGGCCGGAAGUAAAGAGGGGAGGGGGAGGAAGAGGAGCAAUGUCUCUUCUGGCCACAGGUGUCACACCGAGGCUGGCUGCCCAUCACACCAGCAGUUCCUAGGCCCCAGAGCCAGGCUCAUGGGACCCAGCACAGGCACCAUGGGAGGCCAGCUACUUAGUCCCUCCCUGGUCUUACCUGGUUCCUCCUGGGGUCAGAGGGUCCCUGGGAAGUGCAGACCCAUGGCUGGAGCCCCAAGAAGAGCGUGACACUCUUUGAUCCACCUCAGAGUUCGGGGAGCAGGGAUAGUGAUCCCCAUAUUCCCAUGCCCACCUUGAGAGGUACAGGGCCGAACAAGAUCUUUUCUGGAUCUGAAUGUGGCUGCUUAUCCGCAGCCCUCUAUGUCUCUGGGAACUUCAAGACGGGACAGAAUAUGGGAGAAAGGGGUGUGAGGGCAGCCGGAGUCGAGUAUGUUUAGAGAACAGCGCCAGGUCCCACAGCCUUGGGACUGUCGCUCUGAGCCCCGGUUCCUUCCUCUGAGGUCCAGGAGAGGAGGAAGCAGGUGGAGCAUUGACUUGUUCAGGGUGUGGGAGAACAGCUCAUGGCCAGCUGUGACUCCCCUGCUGUUGACCUCUCCGGAGCUGAGGACUUCCGGCCUGUGGAGCCUGUCACAGGCCACAGUGGUGCUUUUUAUUUUUUACUCUCUUUCUCAUAUGUAGCAAGCCAUCCUCCCCGCCUGGGGCCCUUUACACAGGCUGUGCUUCCUGGGGCUGGCCUGGCUGUAUGGUUUCUGGGGAGGGAGGCAGAGGCAGGGACUUUGGGGCCUUAGUCACCAUCAUGGCAUCACUUCAUCUCCCUUCCUAUGAGGGAAGGGGACCUGGCAGGUGUGACUCCAGACCUCUUGACUCAGGCCUGCCUUUCAGCUUCUCUGGCCCACCCUUGGCUGAGGCAGGGUCAAGGUGAGGUCAGAGGAAGUCCCUUGGUGGAGGCGGCCUAGGGCAGAGGUCCCCUGUGCUGGGUGUUGGGUCAGAAUACUGGGAAGCUGGCUUCAGAGAACCUUCCUCUCCACCCAGCAACCUGCCAGUCCUUUCCCUCCAUAGCCUCACGUUCCCAUGCUCCCCUGAUCCCUCAUGCCAACCACCCAUCCUUAGCGGGCAUGGCCAAGUGGGCAGAGCAGCGGCCUCCUGGCCCCAGACUCGAUGAUGAAGCCGAGAGACCGGGUACUGAGGAGCAGACUCAGAAAACUGACCGUGGCUGAUGUCUAGUCCUUUCUGUCUGUCAGGUGAUGCCCCAACCCCUUCCAGCUGGGAUGACUUCCUGGCUCGGGGGACUAGGUCUAAUGAUAGCUGUGUAAUGCCCUGAGGCCUGUGUACAUAGACACCUGGCUUUCCUGCCUGGGAUGAAUUCUGGCGUAACACAUCCCGGCCCCACCCUGGUGUUUGGAGUGCAAGGAUGUGCGGGUGGGGACCAAUAAGCUAGAGGUGUUCAAAGGCAAGGAUAUUCUAGAAGGAGCAGGCGGGAGCUGAGGAUUAACCCUGCCAGGCACCACAGCCUCCCGCCAGCAUCUCCAGGCAGGUGGGGCUGCCACAGUGCUAACUGCAAGUCCUUUGCUAGGAUCCUCUCUCUCUCACUCCAGCUUGGUGCUUCGAGGUGCCAAGCCUCCUUGUUAAUUUAAGUCUAAAAAGAAGUCUGGAUACGGUCGACCCCUGGGCCAGCGAUGAUGGACCGUCCCGCCCCUGUGCUUUGUCCGACUGCUGUGUUGUCGUGGAUGUCGUUAUCCCUGUCUUCAUAUCAGUAUUAGCCCUGCCUUUGACUGCACACUUGGUCUCAUUCUUUUCUCGCUUUCCUCCCCGAAAUGAAUAAAGUCUCCCCAGCUCCUGUUGUAUGGGCUGGCAGAAAUCACACGAAA
Messenger RNA from Peromyscus maniculatus bairdii (prairie deer mouse), 6152 nucleotides. RefSeq names its product vasohibin 1 (gene Vash1). The record is from RefSeq and is a predicted model, not a curated record. Gene Ontology annotation, cellular component: cytoplasm. Lineage: Eukaryota; Metazoa; Chordata; Mammalia; Rodentia; Cricetidae. Gene Ontology annotation, biological process: regulation of angiogenesis.